Molecule: messenger RNA, 933 nt
Organism: Mastomys coucha (southern multimammate mouse)
Lineage: Eukaryota; Metazoa; Chordata; Mammalia; Rodentia; Muridae
Product: olfactory receptor 145-like
Exons: 1
Coding region: 1-933 (310 amino acids)
Biological process (GO): G protein-coupled receptor signaling pathway; sensory perception of smell
Cellular component (GO): membrane
Molecular function (GO): G protein-coupled receptor activity; odorant binding; olfactory receptor activity
Source: RefSeq, a predicted model, not a curated record
AUGGCUUUUGAAAAUGCUUCUAUGGUAAUUGAGUUCAUUCUCUUGGGAAUAACAGACCAACCUGACCUCAAAAUUCUACUUUUCCUACUCUUUUUUGUAGUAUACAUGAUAACUGUGUUGGGGAAUUUGACCUUGAUCAUUCUAAUUGUGCUACAUUCUCACCUCCACACACCCAUGUACUUUUUCUUGUUUAACUUGUCUUGCAUUGAUCUCUGUUAUUCUUCUGUGAUUACACCCAAAAUGUUGAUGAGCUUUAUACAAAAAAAGAAUGUUAUCUCUUACACGGGGUGUAUGAUCCAGUUAUACUUCUUUUGUUUUUUUGUCAUUUCUGAGUGUUAUGUGCUGACUUCAAUGGCCUGUGAUCGCUAUGUGGCAAUCUGCAAUCCAUUGUUGUAUAAUGUUACCUUGUCUUCUAAGGUAUGUUGUUACCUGAUGCUUGGUUCAUAUUUCAUGGGGUUUUCUGGAGCCAUGAUACACACUGGAUGCAUCCUAAGACUGACAUUUUGUGAUAGAAAUACCAUCAACCACUAUUUCUGUGAUCUCCUUCCUUUGCUGCAAAUUUCCUGUACCAGCACCUAUGUCAAUGAGAUAGAGCUGUUCAUUGUAGCAGGAAAAGACAUAAUUGUGCCCACUAUUAUCAUCUUUAUCUCUUAUGGUUUCAUCCUCUUCAGCAUUCUCAAAACAAAAUCCACUGAAAGCAGAUCCAAAGCCUUCAGCACCUGCAGUUCCCAUAUGCUUGCUGUUUCUCUCUUCUUUGGAUCAGGUGCAUUCAUGUAUCUUAAACCUAGCUCAGUUGUAUCUAUCAAUGAGGGGAAAUUCUCUUCUCUUUUUUAUACCACUGUGGUUCCCAUGAUGAACCCUUUAAUUUACAGCUUGAGGAACAAAGAUGUUAAAGUUGCCUUGAUUAAGUCUUUGAGCAGAAGAAUAUUUUGA